CCUCUGUGAUUUAAAACGGAGAGAAUAAAUCGUUUUUGUUUUUUCUCCCCCAAGUUUCUAUUGAAGAAAUUAAAUGAAGCAACAAUGGAGACAGGAGCGUCGUGUUGUUGCGAGUGUUCGUGUUGCUGAGGGAAAUAUUCGCGUGAGGUCAGGGGUUAUUAGAGGAGUGGGAAUGACCGACACUCCACCCAGCGAUGGACCCUCCCAGAGUUCGGAGUUUGACAUGAUGGGUGCUCUGGACUGGAAGGACGGUAUCGCCACUCUCCCAGGAAGUGACAUCAGGUUCCGCAUGACGGAGUUUGGGACUCUUGAGAUUGUCACAGACCCAGAGGUCAAAGGGCGAACGGCAGAGCCUAAACGGGAAACCUUGGACCCAGCUCCGACUCACACGCCCACCCCUCCUCCAGAGGGCCAAUCACAGACGAGCAAAGCCAAAGUUCCAGCCAAUCAGGGUCAGCCAGGAUCAUCUCAAGCUAAAGCUUCUGGUCCUGUGCUUCUGUCCCUAGCUGAGGGCCCCAGUGUGGAGGAUGGUCCCAGUGUUGAAGUUGGCUCCAGUGCUAACAUGGGCCCAAAUGGGGAGCUUUCAAGGUGCCGGGCCUGUGGAGGUCAUGUUUCACGGGAUGCCCUCUUUCAGGGAAGGUUCUGUAGCUCCAUUUGUGCACAGCCUUCCAGCGGCAGAUCAUCUCCAGGGGAAGCACGGGAGAGUCAGACAGUUGAAGGUGAGAGGCUCGGCAAACGUGUGCGCAAAAAGAGGAAGAUCUACAUGGACUCUGGUGAUGAAGAGGAGGACAACCAAGAGGAACCAGAGGAAAAAGCCAAGAUUCCCAAAGGCAGGAGAGGCUCUAAGAUUGCAAAACUGGGGACCGCCCCUCCCACUAAGAAGCGUGCUUGGAGCUGGCCUGCUUACAUUGAAGAGGAGAAGGCCGUCGCUGCUCCUGUUAAACUAUUCAAAGAGCAUCAGUCGUUUCCUCAAAGCAGGAACAGUUUUAAGGUGGGGAUGAAGCUUGAGGGACUGGACCCGUCACACCCAUCUCUGUUCUGUGUGCUCACUGUUGCAGAGAUCCAAGGAUACAGGGUAAGGCUUCACUUUGAUGGCUACCCAGAAUGCUAUGACUUCUGGGCAAACGCUGACUCGUGGGAUAUGAAACCAGCGGGCUGGUGUGAGAAGAACGGACACAAGUUGCUGUUGCCGAAAGGUUGUAAGGAUGGAGAGUUUAGUUGGAGCAUGUAUGUGAAGAACUGCAGAGGGCAACUGGCCCCGAAACACCUUUUCAAGAGCCUCAACACAUCUGUGACUCCGUCUGGAUUCAGAGCCGGGAUGAAGCUGGAGGCGAUUGACAGGAAGAAUCCCUCGUUGAUCUGUGUAGCAACCAUCGCUGCUGUUGUCGACAACCGCCUGCUCAUUCAUUUUGACAACUGGGAUGACACCUAUGAUUACUGGUGCGAUGCAAGCAGUCCGUACAUCCAUCCUGUUGGGUACUGUGAAGAGGCCCAGCUAACUCUGACCACCCCAGCUGGUAAGACACAGACCAAGACACAUGUGGAAUAUAAACAACCUAAGAGUUUUUCAUGGGAGAAGUACCUGGAAGAGACGGGAUCACAGGCGGCUCCUGCUCGGGCUUUCAAACCGCGACCUCCUCAUGGCAUCCAGUUCGGGAUGAAAGUGGAAGCUGUCGAUAAGAGGAAUCCAAUGCUCAUCCGUGUUUCAACGAUAGUCGACACAGAGGACCAUCGACUGAAGAUUCAUUUUGAUGGCUGGAGUUCAGAGUACGACUACUGGGUGGAGACAGACUGCCCCGAUCUGCACCCUGUAGGGUGGUGUCAGAAAACAGGACACCCACUACAGUACCCUAAUGGCUCCAAUGAAAAUAUAUUGACUGCCCCAGGACAAGGAUGUCCUACCCCAGGAUGCAACGGGGUUGGCCACAUCAGAGGACCUCGCUAUGGGACACACUACACCCAGGUGAGCUGUCCCUAUUCUGAGAUGAAUAUGAACAAGGAGGGCCUGCUGCCAGACCGUCUCAGCGGAGAGCGACCCCUCGCCCUCAGUGGACCUCAUCCUCGCGGGCGACGCCCCGAUCUUCACCCCAACACUACGACGCAGACCUCCUGUACGCCUGAGCCGCCCGAAGGAGCUGAGGACUCCCAGAACAGGAAACCCGGGACAGUGGAAGCUGAGCGUGUAGGGCGCAGCAACCAGCCUGAGCCACCGGGGGGAGCCAGCGACCAGAGCCACAAUGGAACGAGACCUAAACGGACUGCACCAGUUCCUAAAUACCUGAAAAUGCACUAUGUUAAAGAGGAGGUCAGCGACAGUAAAGCCUCUCCAGAUGCCAUCUCUCUCCAGCAGGCCCUCCACGAGUCUGUGUUCUCCCCCGGCCUCUCUGCCUCCCCCCCUCACCGGGUGGCUCUCUGCUGGGACAAACACUGCCAGCUGCUGCCCGAGGUCCUGGGGCUGACUGCCAAGAGAGUGGCCACUUGGAGCGCCGAGGAGGUGGCCAGUUUUGUCAAAGGACUUCCUGGAUGUAAAGAACAUGCUGCUACUUUUAAAACAGAGCAAAUAGAUGGCGAGGCUUUCCUGCUACUCACCCAAGCGGACAUCGUCAAGAUCCUGUCAAUCAAGUUAGGACCCGCCCUGAAGAUCUACAACUCCAUCCUCAUGUUGAAGAACGCCGAUGAAGAGUGAGACCUGGCUCUGUGAGGAAUCGCUUCCUCAUUUCCAGGCUCCUCAGCUCCAGUCUCCUCAACAAACACUCGGCUGAAGAGAUUUGAGAUUGAUUUCACGUUUGCUGCAUUGAUGCAGCUACAGAAAAGAAAAGAAAAGAAAGCCAUGAUCUUGAAAAACGUCCAUCUAACCCCACCCCCAACCCCCCUGCCCACCUCCUCUCGUCUCUCUGCGAGGGGCACUGGUCGACCCUGAGGGAAGAUACCAUGAGGAGUCCACUUAUAUUGUGUUUGUUUACCUACCAAAUCAUAUACAAAAAAAAAAAACUACAGCACCUUUAAGGCUUCUUAAUAUUGUACAGAUAAUGACUUGGAUUUAGUGUCUCCAUUCUGUUGCAUUUCUUGUUUUAUUUGAACGGUAUUGAAAUGGUGCUUGAGCUCGGUGAAGAUUGAACAAGCGUGUUUGUGGUUUGUUGCUUUUUACAUAGCAACCGUAAUGCGUGUGUUUCUUCUUUUUUUUUUAAAGCUGCAAAAUACAAUCGUGGGGUGUCGAGGUUUUUCAAUGUGAAACCCAGUGGAGCAGAAGCACUAUGUAGUUCAGCCUUUCUCCUCUAGAUGGAGAAAGUGAGCCACUCCACAGGCCCAGAGGCAAGAGAGUUGGGUUAAUUUGGAGUUGGCUGAAGUUAUGGUUGAAUGGGAGGGGGGUAUCAAAUUAGUGUGCAUUUGUGUGUGUGUGUUUGUUUGAGAAAACGAGGAUGUAAUUUCCCAGCAGCCUGUGUGUGUUGCUUCUCUGUUGUGACAAGCAGGGCUAAGGGCUAAUUGUUAAUUCAAGGAAACUUGCAGUUUGUUGCUGUGGAGUGAAACAAUGAACCAGCUUGUGUUUGUUUGUCUGUUUUAUUUUUGGGAAUGGCACAUGAAACCGAAUGUUUAAAAAAACAACACAUCUAUUAGUUGUUUUGUUGAUAACGAUCAUUUUGUUUGGUUCAAAUAACCUCUUGUCAUUCACGUUGUAAAAAGUAUAUCGCUACAAAACAGAGCGUCUCUGCUUCGUUCAAGAGUUUACUCCUUUUUGGUUAUGCUAAACCUUGACAUCUGUCUCCAGGGAAGGACAUUGUGACAGUGGACUGAAAACACAAGCCUGGAUUCCUGCAUAGAUUUUGGGAAGACAAAAACAGAAAGAAAAGGAAAGCAUUGCCGGUGUCUUUGUAAAUGAGCGUGCACUUCAGCCAGUUGGAAUGUGUACAUCAGCAACUGUUUAUAUGCAAACAGCUUUUAUUUAUGUAUUCUAAUUUAAGGGGUAAUGGUACGCUGGCUGCUCUGGAGGGAGAUGUGGCUCUUUGACGGAAUGUGUGAAUGAAUGAAAAUAAAUGAGAUGCACACUG
This is a messenger RNA of Pleuronectes platessa (European plaice), 4046 nucleotides long. RefSeq names its product L3MBTL histone methyl-lysine binding protein 1b (gene l3mbtl1b). The transcript has 22 exons. Gene Ontology annotation, molecular function: protein binding; zinc ion binding. NCBI's taxonomy places the organism in Eukaryota, Metazoa, Chordata, Actinopteri, Pleuronectiformes, Pleuronectidae. Bases 74 to 2686 code for a protein of 870 amino acids. Gene Ontology annotation, cellular component: nucleus. Gene Ontology annotation, biological process: regulation of DNA-templated transcription. The record is from RefSeq and is a predicted model, not a curated record.